Messenger RNA from Xiphophorus hellerii (green swordtail), 840 nucleotides. RefSeq names its product trifunctional purine biosynthetic protein adenosine-3-like. NCBI's taxonomy places the organism in Eukaryota, Metazoa, Chordata, Actinopteri, Cyprinodontiformes, Poeciliidae. Gene Ontology annotation, biological process: purine nucleobase biosynthetic process. Gene Ontology annotation, molecular function: phosphoribosylamine-glycine ligase activity. The coding region runs from base 53 to 622 and encodes 189 amino acids. The transcript has 4 exons. The record is from RefSeq and is a predicted model, not a curated record.
CAGUUGGUUUCAGGAGGUCACAUGAGUCCAGUGACUCCAAUCAGAGUUGAACAUGUUCAGCCAGGGUCCAACACUGGACUCUCUGUUAUCCCAGAGAUUGGCCCGUUUAUCUUUACUCUGUUUCUGCAGUAAUCUGGGGCUCCACAUCAAUGCCGAUUGUGUUAAAAGUCCAGUUUCGUUUUUCUUCCAUCUCCUUGGUUUGAUCUCUACGAUUUCAUCGGACCUCCAUCCCCUGGAAAAGGUCACGGCUCUUCCUGCUAAAGUUGCGAUGGCGGAGCGGGUUCUGGUGGUAGGAGGCGGGGGACGGGAACACGCGCUGGCCUGGAAGCUGGCCCAGUCGCCCCGGGUCCAGCAGGUUCUGGCGGCUCCCGGAAACGCAGGAACCGCCAGCUGCGGCAAGAUCAGCAACUCUGAGGUGUCGGUGAGCAACCACAGCAUCCUGGCUCAGUUCUGUAAGGACCACCACGUCGGUUUGGUCGUAGUCGGACCCGAGGCGCCGCUGGCAGCAGGUGGAGUUGAUUCCAGUUUCUUAUUGUGGGAUCAAACCUCAGGCGGUUCUGACCCGUAUCGUCUCUGCAGAUCAGCCUCCAUUUUGAGCUGCAGGAUGGAAAUAACUUGCUGACUUGUUACUAGAGGUAAGUGUUGCCGCUCCGGGUCCCUCCGUGUCUCUCGGCUCUCUGGAGCCUUUCUAACCGAUGAACCCACCGAGGCUUCCCGGGGCCUCAGUCACCUCGGCCUGGGUCGCUCGGCUCUCAUAGGGCCUGGUCCCCGCAGCAGCGCUCUGUUUACUUUAUUGAAGGCCUGAUCUAGAAAGGAAUUAGAUCAAAUGAAAAACUUUAU